AUGGCGAUAGCGACAUGCAUGGGAGGCGAUCGGAUGGGACAUGAAGAGCAUUUGGUGGAAGUGAAGACGAUGAGUCAAGGAAUGGGGAGAGCGUGCGGGGGGAGGAGCUGUAAAAUAUCCGGAGCACAACUGCGGCUUCGAGGCGGGGGGCUUGCAGACUUCAUGGUCCCAAAGCCCGAGCCAGAAAAAACCAACGAGGGCAGGAGACACAGGAAGACAAGAGAGGUUCACUAUGCCGACAAUGCAGAGAAUAUCUUGAGCCAUAGCAAUAUGAAGAGCUAUAGGAAGUCCCUGCGCGAGUACCAAAAGCUCAAGAUGCGAGACCUGGACGAUGAACCGUUUCAGAGAGACCUCGAAGAUGAGCCUCGUGACCUCAACGCCUCUCAUUUUCCAGUCUCAAUAUUCGAAGACUCCAAAAUAUUGUGCAACUAUCAGCAUUUUGCUCGCGUGCGCGAACGAUAUGAAGCAUCCAAGAAGGAGUUCGAGGACAACUAUGAGGAAGACCACGAGUUGUAUGGUGUUGAUAGGCUCAAACAUGGUUUGCGGGGGUUCAUGCCGGGACCGCCGAAAGAUCUACUCGAAGAUCUUAAGAAAGAUGGAAAUGAUGGUCCAUGGAAUAAUCCUAACGAUACAAGUGCUUGGAAACCUUUGAGUGAGCUUUGGUUUCCUGGACAUGAAACUUUCAAGUACUACAAGAACGGAAGGCAAGAGCAGUGCUAUACAGGAGAAAAGAUGGACAAAGAGACUUCAGACAAGUGGGCGGGGAUCAGCAACUUUUAUGCACCCUAUAUGCUGGGAACAACAAGCUUGUUCCAAGAGGACGACAACACUUCCACGUUCUUCGGCACGCUGGACUGGUACCUGACGAAGAAUAGACCAGAGACAUUCCAUGACGAAACACUCAAGAGGACUUACUGGUACCGUCCGAGCCUGGGGAAGCGAAGCCUCUACAGAGACGGGCUCCUGCCGCAUGAGAAUCUACCCCCUUACGAGAAGAGGUUUCUUGACCUUCCAGACACACCGGCGGGAGAUAACAUCUACUCCCAAGCGGCCGCUGAGUUCCACUCAAAGCAUCCCUCCUACGGCGAUGUUCUGGCUGCAGUCGACCGUUUGCGUACCGAUUUCAAAAGCAUGUUCAAGAUGAAAGUGACGCCGUCCAUGUCGCCGUAUGUACAGUUAGACAACCUCGUCAUGUCCAUCAUUCAGAGCAAGUGGAUGACCAAGCAAGCGACAGUGCUCGACGCCGACGACGUCUACAAGUUUCUCAUUCAAUCCAACAACAACAUGGCAGCUUGGAGCCCUGAGAUGUGGAAACAGAUACAGGUCUCCGACGAUCAGUUGAGCAAGGCCCAACGCGCCAACUUCUUUCUUGGCCUCACGGACUGGUGGCUGGAGGGAGAAACCAAAGUGAAGGGGUCGUCCACGAUUGUCGACAAGCCGAUUGACGAUCUGACGGACAUCGGGCGGAUAUCAGGCGGAAUCAUGAUGAAAGUGUGGCAGCGAGAGAGGAUUGAUGACUCCUAUCACAGCUCUCUGUAA
Molecule: messenger RNA, 1539 nt
Organism: Guillardia theta CCMP2712
Lineage: Eukaryota; Cryptophyceae; Pyrenomonadales; Geminigeraceae
Exons: 17
Coding region: 1-1539 (512 amino acids)
Source: RefSeq, a predicted model, not a curated record